Molecule: messenger RNA, 1341 nt
Organism: Saccharomyces kudriavzevii IFO 1802
Lineage: Eukaryota; Fungi; Ascomycota; Saccharomycetes; Saccharomycetales; Saccharomycetaceae
Gene: CMK1
Product: calmodulin-dependent protein kinase CMK1
Exons: 1
Coding region: 1-1341 (446 amino acids)
Biological process (GO): cellular response to oxidative stress; protein phosphorylation
Molecular function (GO): ATP binding; calcium/calmodulin-dependent protein kinase activity
Source: RefSeq, a predicted model, not a curated record
AUGGAUAAAGAAAUAUCAGAAAACAAGGAUCCUUCGAAGCAAUCCGCCAAGGACCCUGAAAGUAAAGUUGCACACGUUCAGCCUGCUUCCUAUGUUAACAAAAAAAAUUACGUUUUUGGGAAGACAUUAGGUGCUGGUACAUUUGGCGUGGUAAGACAAGCUAGAAAUACUGAAACAGGAGAGGAUGUUGCCGUCAAAAUUCUGAUUAAAAAAGCUCUAAAGGGUAACAAGAUCCAGUUGGAGGCUUUAUACGACGAACUAGAUAUUUUACAGAGAUUACACCAUCCAAACAUAGUGGCCUUUAAGGAUUGGUUCGAAUCAAAGGAUAAGUUCUACAUUAUUACUCAAUUGGCUAAAGGUGGUGAACUCUUUGAUAGAAUAUUGAAAAAGGGUAAAUUCACUGAGGUGGAUGCAGUGAGAAUUUUGGUUGAGAUUCUGAGCGCUGUCAAAUACAUGCACUCCCAAAAUAUUGUUCAUAGAGAUUUGAAACCAGAAAAUCUGCUGUACGUAGAUAAGAGUGACGAAUCCCCAUUGGUAGUCGCCGAUUUCGGUAUCGCCAAGAGAUUGAAAAGCGACGAAGAGCUUAUAUAUAAACCAGCGGGCUCGCUGGGUUACGUUGCUCCGGAAGUGCUUACUCAAGAUGGUCAUGGUAAGCCUUGUGAUAUCUGGUCGAUAGGCGUCAUCACGUAUACUUUGCUUUGUGGUUAUUCCGCAUUUAAAGCUGAGAGGGUCCAGGAUUUCCUAGAUGAAUGCACGACUGGUGAGCAUCCAGUGAGGUUCCACAGGCCUUAUUGGGAUUCAGUUUCUGGUAAAGCCAAACAAUUCAUUUUGAAAGCUCUUAACCUGGAUCCUGCCGAAAGACCAACUGCCGCACAACUUUUGGACGAUCCAUGGAUUAUUUGUACCGAAUUGAAAACGCAUAAUUUAUUGCCUGGAUUGAAGGAGGGAUUAGAUGCUCGUCAAAGAUUCCGUAAUUCGGUCGAAAGGGUGAGAUUGAACAUGAAGCUUCAGAAAUUAAGAGAUUUGUAUCUUGAACAAACAGAGAGUGAUUCAGAUUUUGACGAAGGUACGCCAUCGAAUGGUUCCACUCCUCCAUUGAAAUCAAUGGAUACGGAUCAAUCAUCAAAGAAGCUAUCAGAGGAAAAACAAUCUAAACUUAAGUCUGAGUUAACCAGCAAGGCUUUUGCGCAGUUAGUCAAUACAGUAAUUGCAGAAAAGGAGAAAUUUUUGAAUAUCAACAGAAUUUGUAGUUCCGACAGCGAUAUCGCUGGGAAUAAUAAAACCACUCCAGAUGAAUUGGACGCAGCACAAAAUGGAAAGGAUGCGAAAACGGAAAACUGA